ACCCCACGGCCCCCCCAGUGCCAGCCCAGCGCCCCACGGCCCUGCGCCCCCCAGCCCAGCGCCCAGCAUGGCCGAGCCCAGCACCGAAUGCAGCAUCAAGGUGCUGUGCCGAUUCCGGCCCCUGAACCAGGCGGAGAUCCUGCGAGGGGACAAAUUCAUCCCCCUCUUCCAAGGGGACGACAGCGUCAUCCUCGGGGGCAAGCCCUACGUCUUCGACCGCGUCUUCCCACCCAACACCACCCAGGAGCAGGUGUACCAUGCCUGCGCCAUGCAGAUCGUCAAGGAUGUGCUGGCCGGGUACAAUGGCACCAUCUUCGCCUACGGGCAGACGUCGUCUGGGAAGACCCACACCAUGGAGGGGAAGCUGCACGACCCCCAGCUGAUGGGCAUCAUCCCGCGCAUCGCCCGCGACAUCUUCAACCACAUCUACGCCAUGGAUGAGAACCUGGAGUUCCACAUCAAGGUUUCUUACUUUGAAAUUUACCUGGACAAAAUCCGGGACCUGCUGGAUGUGACCAAGACCAACCUGUCGGUGCAUGAGGACAAGAACCGGGUUCCCUACGUCAAGGGCUGCACCGAGCGCUUUGUCUCCAGCCCAGAGGAGAUCCUGGACGUGAUCGACGAGGGCAAAUCCAACCGCCACGUGGCUGUCACCAACAUGAACGAGCACAGCUCCCGGAGCCACAGCAUCUUCCUCAUCAACAUCAAGCAGGAGAACAUGGAGACGGAGCAGAAGCUCAGUGGAAAACUCUACCUGGUGGACCUGGCUGGCAGCGAGAAGGUCAGCAAGACGGGGGCCGAAGGGGCCGUGCUGGACGAGGCCAAGAACAUCAACAAGUCGCUGUCUGCCCUGGGCAACGUCAUCUCGGCCCUGGCUGAGGGGACGAAGAGCUACGUGCCCUAUCGGGACAGCAAGAUGACGCGGAUCCUGCAGGACUCGCUGGGCGGGAACUGCCGCACCACCAUGUUCAUCUGCUGCUCGCCCUGCAGCUACAACGACGCCGAGACCAAGUCCACCCUCAUGUUCGGCCAACGGGCCAAGACCAUCAAGAACACGGCGUCGGUGAACCUGGAGCUGACGGCCGAGCAGUGGAAGAAGAAGUAUGAGAAGGAGAAGGAGAAGAACAAGACGCUGAAGGAGACGAUCGGGAAGCUGGAGGCUGAGCUGAGCCGCUGGAGGAACGGGGAGAAUGUGCCGGAGACGGAGCAGCUGAGCGAGGAGGAGAAGCCAGCGCCCGACACCUGUGACGAGACGCCCGUCAACGACAACGCCUCGUCCAUCGUCAUCCGCAUCUCCGAGGAGGAACGGCACAAGUACGAGGAGGAGAUCCGCAAACUGUACAAGCAGCUGGACGACAAGGACGACGAGAUCAACCAGCAGAGCCAGCUGAUGGAGAAGCUCUCGCAGCAGAUGCUGGAGCAGGAGGAGCUGCUGGUGUCGACGCGUGGGGACAACGAGAAGGUGCAGCGGGAGCUGGGCCGGCUGCAGGCGGAGAACGACUCGGCCAAGGAGGAGGUGCGCGAGGUGCUGCAGGCGCUGGAGGAGCUGGCGCUCAACUACGACCAGAAGGCGCAGGAGGCGGAGGAGAAGGGGCAGCAGAACCAGCUGCUGGUGGACGAGCUCUCCCAGAAAGUGAGCACCCUGCUGGCCCUAGAGACGGAGCUGCAGCGGCUGCAGGAGUUCGGCGCCCGCCAGCGCAAGCGCGUGGCCGAGGUGCUCAACGGGCUCAUGAAGGACCUGAGCGAAUUCAGCGUCAUCGUGGGCAACGGGGAGAUCAAGCUGCCGGUGGAGAUCAGCGGGGCCAUCGAGGAGGAGUUCACGGUCGCCCGGCUCUACAUCAGCAAGAUCAAGGCGGAGGUGAAGGGGGUGGUGAAGCGCUGCCGCCAGCUGGAGGCGCUGCAGGUCGAGUGCCAGCGGAAGAUGGCCGUGACGGGCCGGGAGCUGGCCGCCUGCCAGCUGCUCAUCUCCCAGCACGAGGCCAAGAUCCGGUCGCUGAGCGAGUACAUGCACAGCGUGGAGCUGAAGAAGCGGCACCUGGAGGAGUCGUACGACUCGCUGAGCGAGGAGCUGGCCAAGCUGCAGGCCCAAGAGACCGUGCACGAGGCAGCCCGGAAGGACCAGGAGCAGGAUCUGAUCCAGGACGCUGACGAGGUCAAGAGGGCCCUGGAGCUGCAGCUGGAGGGGCACCGGGAAGCCCACCACAAGCAGCUGGCCCGGCUGCGUGACGAGAUCAACGAGAAGCAGAAGGUCAUCGACGAGCUGAAGGACCUGAACCAGAAGCUGCAGCUGGAGCUGGAGCAGCUCCGGGCCGACUACGAGAAACUCAAGAACGAGGAGCAGGAGAAAACCAUCAAACUGCAGGAGCUGACAUUUCUGUACGAGCGCCACGAGCAGUCGAAGCAGGAUCUCAAGGGGCUGGAAGAGACUGUCGCCCGGGAACUCCAGACCCUCCACAACCUGCGCAAGCUUUUUGUUCAAGACGUCACGACUCGAGUCAAGAAAAGCGCAGAGAUGGAACCCGAGGACAGUGGGGGGGCCCAUUCUCAGAAGCAGAAGAUUUCCUUUCUUGAGAACAACCUGGAGCAGCUUACAAAGGUUCACAAACAGCUGGUUCGUGACAAUGCAGAUCUGCGCUGUGAGCUUCCUAAGCUGGAGAAGCGGCUUCGGGCUACGGCUGAGAGAGUUAAGGCCCUGGAGGGUGCACUGAGGGAGGCCAAGGAGGGGGCCAUGAAGGACAAGCGACGCUACCAGCAGGAGGUCGACCGCAUCAAGGAGGCCGUGCGCUACAAGAACUCCUCCAAGCGGGCCCACUCGGCGCAGAUCGCCAAGCCGGUGCGGCCGGGGCACUACCCGGCCUCGCCCACCAACCCCUACGGCGCCCGCAACUCCGACUGCGUCAGCUACACCAACAGCCUCUUCCAGAACUACCAGGCGGCCUACGGGCAGGGCUCCGCCCCAGAUGCCUAUUUUGCCAACUCCUCGUCCAGCAGCGGCACAGGCUCCUCCAGCGGCCCCCUGGCCCCCUACCAGAAGCUGAGUGUGGAUAAUGGGAACGCCACAGACAUCAACGAUAACAGAAGUGAGCUGCCCUGCAGCUGCCAGGCUGAUGAACAAGCCAAGCUGUUCCCCCUUCACCAGGAGACAGCAGCCAGCUAAUAGCGCAGCUGUUUCUAACUGGGCUGGAGGCCUCUGCUCAGCAUGCUGCUCUCUGGCUUCCCGGGGCCUCUCUACUAACCCCCGUCUGUCCGUCCCUCCGUCCGUCCGCGCGUCUGCCUGUCCUGCUCUCUCGUCUCCUGUGUCGUUCCCCAGCUGCUGCACUUGCUGUCUCGCUCUCUCUCUGUCCUUGCAAGCUCCUUGGUGUCAUAGCUUGCCCGUCCGGCCCGGAUCCGGCCUGCCUGGGGCUGGCGCUCCGGCCGGGCUCGGCCAAGGAGCCAGCGCGGUGGCACCUCCGGCUCGGCCCGACCCACCUUGAUUUUAAAAUGCCUUAAGCAGACACCACGAGGAAUGUCCGGCAUCGAACCCAGCCCCCCCGGGACAAGCCCCUCUGCACCCCGCAGAGAGGGGGGUAUUAGCCAUUUCACCCCACAUCCCCUCAGCCGCCGUCCAGCCCUGGGCUCCCAGAGCCCGUGGCACCCCCGGGCGCUGCCCUUCCCCCUGAGGCAGAGGGGCGCCCUACGCGUAACCAGCAGCAGGGCCGCCUGGCCAGGCCCUGGGAACCUGCUCUCUCAUCUCAAGGGGUGAGCGGCCCCCUGGUUCCCAGCCUGCCGUCCCGCUGGGAUGGAAGGGGCCCCGCAGCGCAUCCAGGUCAGUGCCUCAGGCUCUUCCCUCUGUCCCCAUCCCCCCCAAGCUCGCCCAGCUGCCAGCACUGCCCCGGCCCAGCCUGGCAUCCGGACUUGGGGCUGCAGCGGCUGCCGAGUGGCCGGCCGGCCCUUGCACCCGUAGCCGUGCUGGGGAGACGGCUGCUCGCCCCAGGCUGAGUCCCGGCCUCGCCCAGCGUCAGACUAACCCCCGGCGAGCCCGGGUCCCCAGCACAACCGCAGGGCGGCCGGCUCAGCUCUCGUGCCCAGAGGGGGGUGGCUCCUGCGCAGGGCAGAGGUACCUGUGCUGGCGCUCGGGGCUGCACUCUGCAUCCUGCCCCCAGGAGGAGUCCUACCCCCAUGGUGCUGGGCCCCUUCCUGCUCCGGGAACCCGUCUCCUCCUUAGCCUCGCUGCCCAGGCUACUGAUCCCGGGGUGUGCGCGCCCCGAUCGUCUCCUCUGGGUGCCUUCCAGAUCAAGGUGGGCUCCCCUCAGAGCUCGCAGGUGGGGGGGCUUUGGGGGCAGAGGCGCUAUGCUAGAAAAUGGGGGGGACGCUGCCACGGCUGUGAAAUCUGCCUGGGGGCUUUGCCCCUCCUCCUCGAUGGCCAUUAUACAGCUUAGCCUACAGGGGCCGGGCGUUCUGCCCGGUGCUGUUCUGGACAAACCGAAGCUGCUAAACCCACCUCGGUGUCUUUUUUUCCUGGGCCGGCAGGCGGCCGCCUCUAGCUUGUGUGUGUGUGUCCCCUCCCCCCCCCUUCUCCCGUCGCCCCGGCCGCUACGCCCAGAGCAGAGCAGGCCGGGGGGACCCUCGGCCCAACGUCGGGGUCACUCUGCCCCACUCCUGCGAGGCGGGAACACGCAGGCCCCGCCCGCUCCCCCUCUGCUCACAUCACACCAAAAUGUUGCAUGUUGGAGUAAAAAGUGUUUAUUUAAGAAAAUCAAUAAAGAGAUGAGAAUG
Mauremys mutica (yellowpond turtle) is the source of this 4755-nucleotide messenger RNA. RefSeq names its product kinesin family member 5A (gene KIF5A). The transcript is spliced from 29 exons. Gene Ontology annotation, molecular function: ATP binding; microtubule motor activity; microtubule binding. The record is from RefSeq and is a predicted model, not a curated record. The coding region runs from base 68 to 3157 and encodes 1029 amino acids. Gene Ontology annotation, biological process: microtubule-based movement. NCBI's taxonomy places the organism in Eukaryota, Metazoa, Chordata, Testudines, Geoemydidae.